AUGGCUGCGCCAGGCGGUUUUCUCGACUCCAUUUCCCCAUGGAGCACAAGAAGCAGCACUCCAAAGCCGGGCCAGGGCAAGGAACUGGAACCUUCGAAGUUGAGCAACCAGCAGGGUGCUGAUCAUAGCAUUGGUCAUCGCCAUCGGCUCAGUCUCAGUCAGUAUCCUAAGGAUUGUCCUCAGAGUCAAGUGAGAUGGUUCUACGCAGUGGAUUCCCCAAAGCGGAAACCCCUACCCCUCGAUCAGCCUAAGGAUGCGAAGCCCCUUCUAGCCCCUAAGAAAUACGCAGCCUUUUCUGUCCGCGACUCCCGAUCCGUUGAGACGGCAUUUCAGAAGAUGGCUGAAGAUGAACAUGACAAGCGUCGAGAACAUUCACCUACAGGUGACAUUGGAGAUGUAGGCAGUCGACAGGAGCAAAUCAUCUAUACCACAGAUGGAGAUGGAGGCGAUCAGGGAGACGCAAGUACUCGCAAAACACACGGAUCGCGUGGGAAUACUAGCAUCAAUGAGGCUACGAGUUCCGAAAAAGGAGGAAUAGUCAAAGUCCCUGUCAACGAAGACUUCUUGUUCGAUGUUGACAUCGAGGCAAGAGAGCUUGCUCCAACGUAUUGGCUAGGCCCAAUCUACGACGUGCGCCGUGGAAGCUGGUUUUACCAAGAAGGCUCCUCCCUUCGACCCUGUGAUGAGAACCUUGCAAUCCAACUAGAAGAAGGAUAUCUUAAGGUAAAACCAUGGCGGAACGAAAUGCUUCAACCUGCCUCCCAACCAAAGUCAAGACCUGUCUCAAUGAACGCUGCGGAUAUUCAGAAGUCUGCUGGUGCAACCGAGAAACCGAGUGGAGAGCCCUCGAUACCAGCAAAGUUCGAACUGCAGACGCAGCGACUAUUCGGAGCCUAUAUGAAUUCCGUGGUGACAUAUCAAGAUGCCACAACUGCUUGGCUACUCACUGAUGAUUUCCUCUCGCGGAUGAGUAGUACUGUAUAUCAGAGAUUCGCUGGUGGCGGCCAUCUCGGAGGUGUCAAGGUUCUACGAGGCUACUCGGAAGCAAACAAGGCCAAGGAGGCUAAGAAGGAUGGCGAUAGCCCUAACACCAAGAAGGCUGAGGCUGCGACGGAGAAUUCAAAAAGGGGACCUGCAACUCCUAAGGUUGACAGAGAAACUUCCGAUGAUGAGCAGGUGAAGCGCUCGGCGUCUGCAGCGCAACAAGAGCCGCGCCUAGUAACUUUGGAGAGGCAAUUGUCUUCGUUUUCCGACGAUCCCGCAAAACAGGAGGAAGAACGACGACAAGCGGAUGAAGAUGAGAUCAAAGAAGAUUACAAGGAUGCCGACAGCCAGGACCAGGGUCGAGAGAUUGAGCAUCUGAUUCUUGUCACGCAUGGCAUUGGACAGAGGCUUGGACUACGUAUGGAAAGCAUCAAUUUCAUUCAUGAUGUCAAUGUCCUGCGCAAGACUCUCAAAAGUGUCUACGAAACAUCGCCCGACCUCCAAGCACUGAACGCCGAAGUCGAAAAAUUACCAAAGAAUUGCCGGGUGCAAGUGCUGCCGGUCGUAUGGCGGCAUCUUCUCGACUUCCCGAAACAAAGCUUCAGACAGAAUGAAAGGGAGCAAGAUCUCACUGACAAUGAUGCUUUCGGCGAGGAUGACGAGUACCCUAGCCUGGAGAACAUCACAGUCGAAGGCGUUCCUGCGAUUCGCAACUUGAUCACCGACCUCGCUCUCGACAUUCUUCUAUACCAAAGUGCCUACCGAGAGCACAUCGCCGGCAUCGUGCAAAGAGAGUGCAACCGUGUCUACGAGCUCUUCAUACAGAGAAAUCCCUCCUUCAACGGCAAAGUCAGCAUGAUCGGCCACUCUCUAGGUUCAGCAAUCCUCUUCGACAUUCUGUGUCAUCAAAAAGACGUCAGUUUAGCCCCACAAGGCCUCUACAGGCACAGACAGCCUGGUUCAAGAAGUAGCACUGUGGCCAAGAACCUGGAAACAUCGGACCUUGGCCUAAAAUUCGAAGUUGAGGACUUCUUUUGCCUGGGCUCUCCACUUGGACUCUACCAAAUGCUCAAAGGCCGCAAGAUUGCAGCUCGUCGGACAACUAGUGGCAUAGGUGCGCAAAGCCCACUGAAUCCGGAUUCUCUCGAUGAUCCUUUCCUUGGUGCUGCGUCUACGCAAACAAGCAAUGCGACUAGCGAAAGAGAGGGGGACAUUCUGUCCAUCACAGUGUCAAGUCCAAAGUGCCAGCAGAUCUACAACAUUUUCCACCCGGCAGACCCAAUCGCGUAUAGGAUAGAACCAUUAAUCUCACGAGCUAUGUCAUCUAUGAAGCCACAGGUCCUGCCCUACACCAAGAAAGGCAUAUUUGGUGUUCAAGGCCAAGGUCUGACUAACAUUGGGGCGCGAGUUGGCCAGAGCGUGUCCGGCCUAUGGUCAAACUUUACAUCUGGGAUGGCAAGCAGCUUGUUAAAUCGCAGCCUCGGCCUGACAGGCGAGGGCCAAUUAUCUUCUUCAACAGCGAUGCAUGCUCCCCAGAUUCAACGCAAAGAAAGCCCAUCGGCCGGCGCCGGUACAAACGUUACCACAGGUGGCGUGGUCUCCGAGCAAGAAGAGAACUCAGAACAUCCCCCAACACUCAUCGAUUCUGAGAUAGAGACGCUGUACGCCGGCUUUGAAAAGCGAAGAAAAAGCCAUCAAAGCGAUGAGACUCGAGACUUGGGCGAGAGUGCUGCAUGGAUGGAGGCUGAAGAGAGAUCGAAGCGUCUGAAGCGGGAAGAGGCCAAAGUGAGGGCGCUGAACAGCAAUGGUCGUGUCGACUUCAGCGUACAGGAGGGCCUCCUCGAUAUCUCCCUUUGGGCGAGCAUUGCCAGCCAUCUGUCGUACUGGGCGGACGAAGAUGUCAGCCACUUCAUGAUAUCGCAACUUCUGUCCCGGCAACGAGUCAUCAAACGAUGA
This is a messenger RNA of Letharia columbiana, 2940 nucleotides long. RefSeq lists its product as uncharacterized. Gene Ontology annotation, cellular component: cytoplasm. The record is from RefSeq and is a predicted model, not a curated record. Lineage: Eukaryota; Fungi; Ascomycota; Lecanoromycetes; Lecanorales; Parmeliaceae. The transcript is spliced from 4 exons. Gene Ontology annotation, molecular function: metal ion binding; glycerophospholipase activity. The coding region runs from base 1 to 2940 and encodes 979 amino acids.